GAAACAAAAACGUCAUAUUUACGCGACAGCAGGGUCACCACGGUGGCUGUUGCUGUUGUUUUCGUAUUGCACAGAGGAGUCCCAGAUUUUUUAAAACAGGCCCUUUAACCUGAGACAAACAUGUCCACUGCUAUGAACUUCGGGUCGAAGACUUUUAAACCCCGGCCUCCUGACAAAGGCUCGUUCCCUCUGGAUCAUUUCGGAGAGUGUAAAGCCUUCAAGGAGACGUUUAUGAAAUGCCUAAGAGACAACAGCUUCGACAACUCCAAGUGCCGACUGCAGUCCAAAGGCUACCUGGAGUGCCGCAUGGACCAUCAGCUGAUGGCCAAGGAGCCUCUGGAGAAACUGGGAUUCAAGGACCUGAUGGAUCCUCCUCCCAGCCAGGCAGACAGAGAAACUAAACCCUGACAACACAAGUCCCCCAGAAGCAUAUGUGAGUGUGAAGCUGAGGAGAAUGGCCUCAAGGACUUUCAGAAUGCGGGCCUGCAAGAGGACAUUAUGGUUUGCAUUGUGGCCUUAGUUUGAGGUUACAGAGUACAAACUAAUUUAUCAACCCUUCGUGUACAUAACAUAAAAUGUAUAAUAUAUGGAGAUGCUGUUUUGGCACGUCAAUAAAUCUUUUUUAUUAAAGUAAA
Molecule: messenger RNA, 635 nt
Organism: Siniperca chuatsi (mandarin fish)
Lineage: Eukaryota; Metazoa; Chordata; Actinopteri; Centrarchiformes; Sinipercidae
Gene: cox19
Product: cytochrome c oxidase assembly protein COX19
Exons: 3
Coding region: 121-408 (95 amino acids)
Biological process (GO): mitochondrial respiratory chain complex IV assembly
Cellular component (GO): mitochondrial intermembrane space
Source: RefSeq, a predicted model, not a curated record